Molecule: messenger RNA, 1416 nt
Organism: Diatraea saccharalis (sugarcane borer)
Lineage: Eukaryota; Metazoa; Arthropoda; Insecta; Lepidoptera; Crambidae
Source: the annotation of a GenBank genome assembly
UCAACUGCAAUAAUGACAUAUUUUUGUCAUCAGAUAAGCGAUGUACUGGAGACGCUUGGCUUGUCCAGCACAGAGAACACGCGCUGUGCACAUCUGUCGGGUGGACAAAGGAAGAGGCUUUCUAUAGCAGUCGAGCUGAUUGACAAUCCACCAGUCGUAUUCUUAGAUGAACCAACCACGGGUCUGGAUAGCUCUACAUCAGUGCAAUGUAUAGAGAUGUUAAAAAACCUAGCGCGAGACGGCAGAACCAUAGUUUGCACCAUACACCAACCCACCGCAUCUGUUUAUUCUAUGUUUGAUCAAGUAUAUAUUUUAGCAGAUGGUUUAUGUAUAUACCACGGGAGCAGCGCAAAUACCGUUCCUUAUCUCGCAUCCGUAGGCCUCCAAUGUCCAAAGUAUCAUAACCCCGCCGAUUAUAUUUUAGAAAUAGCGAAUGGUGAAUAUGGCAAGUUUAAUGAAGUGCUAGCUGAGAGAUGUUCUAAACAAAACGACGUAGAAAAGGCAGUUCCGCAAUCAGUUAGUAAUAGCAAAGAAGUCUUAACAUGUGGAAAGAUCUCAAUAAUUGUCAACCCACCACACGAACUGUAUAAAUUUGGUGUUUUAUUUAGGAGAUGCAUUACGCAGCAGUAUAGAGAUUGGACGGUGACACAUCUAAAAGUAUUGCUACAUAUAUUCAUUGGCGUAAUGCUUGGACUGUUGUUCGAGAAGGCAGGCAAUGAUGGAUCCAAGACCAUCAGUAAUUUGGGUUAUUUGAUAGUUUCAAUUGCGUACCUCUGCUACACUUCCCUGAUGCCCGCUGUUCUAAGGUUCCCCUCUGAACUGGUUGUACUGAAAAAGGAGAACUUUAACAACUGGUACGAUUUGAAAACAUAUUAUGCAGCGGUACUCGUCACUGGUAUACCUUUACAGAUCUGGUACAGUUUUGUGUACUCGGCGCCAUCUUACUUCCUAACGGGUCAGCCCCUGGAGUUCACCAGGUUCCUCAUGUUCGUGAUGGUGUUAGCUAAUGUCACGUUGCUCGCCGACGCGAUCGGCAACGUGAUUGGCACCUGCGUCAAUCCUGUGAACGGCACAUUCCUGGGCGCCAUUACGACGUGCGCGAUGAUUGCAUUCGCCGGUUUCCUGGUGCUGUUUGCGCACAUGAGCCCCGGCAUGCGGACUGUAUCACACGUCUCCUUCAUGCGGUACGCGUUCGAGGCCAUCGUACUCUGCAUAUACUCGGAUGGCAGGCAGCCACUGCCGUGUCCUGAAACGAAACUAUACUGCCAUUCACGGUAUCCUUCGGAAUUACUGAAGCAGUUCAGUUUCAGUAGCGGCAAUUACUGGCCCAACAUCGGCGUGCUAUUAGGAGAAAUAGUCAUUAUAAGGAUAGUUGCUUAUUUCACGUUAAGUAGAAUUUUAAGGAAAUCCAAUUGA